AUGGCACACGUAGAUUUCUUUUCACGAAAUCCCCUACCACCAGAGUCAAGGUCGCUACAAUCGCGUGUAGUGUCGAAACGCAUUGACGUAGCUGAGCUUUCUCCCAACUGGCUUCAAGCAGAACAGCAGCGUGAUGCAGAGGUCUCUAAAAUCAUAACGGACUUAGAGGAAGAUAAGUUGGACGAAAGUAUAGCUACGACCUAUGUACUUCGAUCGGGUAUUCUUCAUCGUAAGAUUCAACGUAAUGGCAGGUCGAAAUGCUUACCUUAUUUGCCACGUGCUCUCCGAUGGUCAGUAGUGAAUAAUUUUCAUGACUCUGUCGUUCACCUUGGAGCUGAAAAGACAACUGAAAAGCUAUUCGAUUUUUACUGGUUCCCGGGAAUGUCACAAUAUGUGAAAAAGUUUGUGGAUAGCUGCGUUACUUGUAAAGUUGCGAAAUCUCACUCCGGAAGGGUUCAAGCCGAGUUACAUCCUAUACCUAAGGUGACCACUCCUUGGCACACGGUUCACAUCGAUGCGACGGGCAAGCUUAGCGGAAAGAAUGAUAAGAAAGAAUACGUAUUCGUUCUGAUCGAUGCAUUUACAAAGUACGUCCUACUAUUCCCCACGACGAACAUUGACUCCAAAAGUAGUAUUUAUGCGGUGACUCAAAGCGUAGCACUUCUUGGGGCUCCUACCCGGUUAAUUGCCGAUCAGGGUCGCUGUUUUACGAGUAAAGAGUUUCGUGAUUUUUCUACUGGUAGGAAUAUAGAUUUGCAUCUCAUAGCGACAGGUUCGUCUCGUGCCAACGGGCAAGUAGAGCGUUUUAUGUCAGUCUUAAAGUCUAUGCUAACUGCCGUUGAGACCAAAGAUAACAAAUCGUGGCAAGACUCAUUAGGCGAGGUUCAAUUAGCGAUAAAUUGUACGAUGAACCGAGUGACGAAAGCUUCUCCUUUAGAGCUUUUAAUUUUGUACUGA
Molecule: messenger RNA, 957 nt
Organism: Arctia plantaginis
Lineage: Eukaryota; Metazoa; Arthropoda; Insecta; Lepidoptera; Erebidae
Source: the annotation of a GenBank genome assembly